UCCGAGCUCUCAUCAUUCUCGUAUUCUAAUUCCACUCCAACUCAAAUAAACAAGCCGCCAAGUCUCGUAAUUCAAUCAUUAACUCAACCUCUUUAAACAUAACUCCGGCCCAAACUACUAUUUAUUCAUAUUGCUUAGAUCAAAACUUAAUAGUCCAACAACCAACAAAAAAAAGUGAAUAGAGCUAACACUACAAAAUUCUUUCUUCUCCAAAAUCCCCCUUCUAUCUUCAAUUUCUUCUCACACGCCAGAACACCCCAAUCCUUCUCUUUUCUCUCCUCUUUCUUGCGUAAAAUCAGAGGGUCCCAAAUUUGCAUACCCUAACCUCUCUUUCUCAAAUCCAAAUCAGGAAAAUACCCAAAUUCACAACGCAUUCUCUUUCUCACAGUAAGCACCCAAAUCAGUUUCCUCUCCUCAAUUCAACGCUAACUUUUUUUCUUCUUUAUCUCCCUCUCGGCGUUUUGCGCCGCCUCCGUUCAGCCUGGUCUCCCCGUCGCCGCUGCCCCACGCUCCGUAUUGCAGCGCCGUCGCCGAUGCUUUCGUAUUCUCUCCAUCUUUCCGGUCUCAAUUUCUGCCACAGCCACCGCGUUCACAGCGACGAGCUCACCACACCGCCUCCUCGGCCCGCUCGAUGUCACGCCGUCAUCGCCAACUCUCCUCUGUUCUUGGCCAGCUCUUCCCUUCGCCACCUCUGCUCCGGCCGCUUCCGUCAUUAUUGCUGCUGUCCGUCAUGAGCAACCGCGGCUGCUGCUGCUGCUCUCCCCGCCGGCUCGUCGUCGUUCGCCUUCUCCCUCCUACCUCAGCGGCAAUCGGCGCCGCCGCUAUUCACCGUCGCUUUCUCAAUUGAUACUUGAAAACUUCUCGGAUCUCUCUCUCUCUCAGAUUUGGAAUUCAUUGACUUGAGUGUGUGUAGCUUGUGUUGAGACCAAGCUCCCUCUCUGUUCUCUCGCAUCGCAGCGCUGCCGUGAGUCGCGGCAGUUGUUGCCGAACCUGACAGCCGUCGGCUCCGUAUUCACCUGCUGUUAUCCGCCGUCGCCGAGCCCGUGGAUCACUCCGUCGUCAUCUCUUCUCCCUCCAUCCAAACUCUCUCAAAACACAGCGCCUGUCAUCUCUCUUUCUCUAAUUUCUAACUCUCUGUUUUUUUUUUGAAUUGAUUGAAUCUGAUGAAACGUGAAGAAGACCGAAGGUAUGUAGAUGGUCUCACGUUGAAAGUAAAACUGAUUUGGUUCCCUUUUUUUGUCUGGUUAUUGAGAGUAAUAUGUGGCAGUUUUCAUCUCCAAUUGGGCUUCAAAAUGUAGUUUCAAAUAAAAUGAAUUGGGCUUGGAAAAUUAAAUAAAUUAGGGGUAGAAAAAGAAUAAUUGUUAUAGGCCCAAAAUGAUAUGUCCUUCUAUCAACUAACGAAACAAAGGCAAAAAUUUUCCGGGUGCACAAACGAUGUCACUACAAGAAUAAAUAAAAAGGGUAGAAAAAGUGGGUGUAUUACACAAAGACAGGUUGGCUCGAGAAGGGUAUGAGACCUUAGUCUUUCAUGCUACUGGGGUUGGAGGGAGAGCUAUGGAGGAUCUAGUUAGAGGAGGAUUUAUACAGGGGGUUUUGGAUAUUACAACAACUGAGGUGGCAGAUUACAUUGUCGGAGGUGUCAUGGCAUGUGAUCCCUCCCGCUUUGAUGCCAUCAUAGAGAAGAAAAUACCUUUAGUUCUCAGUGUUGGAGCAUUGGAUAUGGUGAAUUUUGGAUCCCAAGACACAGUACCUUCUAAGUUUCAGCAAAGAAAGUUGUAUGAACACAAUGAACAGGUUACAUUGAUGCGAACGACAGUGGACGAAAAUAAGAAAGUAGCUGCAUUUAUUGCAGAAAAGUUGAAUAAGUUGUCAUCUAAAGUUUGCCUGCCAAAGAUGGGAGUAUCGGCAUUGGAUGCACCUGGGCAUGAUCCUGUUGCUACCGGUACACUUAUAGAGGAAAUGCAGAGGCUAAUAAUUCAAACAAGCGAAUGUCGUCAGAUUAAGCUUUUGCCACAACAUAUUAAUUACCCUGAGUUUGCAAAUGCUCUAGUGGACUCGUUCUUGGAGAUCUCUACAAAUAUUAAGGAUAUUAGUAAGACAAAGAUUGAAAGAAAAAGUAGUUAUUGGAAUAUUGUCAGUUGCUUGCUACAUCUUUACAUCAAUUUCUUUAUAUUCAACCACAUAUCUUCUAAUCUAAUCUAAUCUGUUUCCCAAACUAGGAUUAUUCUUUAGGUGGACAAAGGUUAUCAAAAUUUAAAAGAAUUAGGCUAAAAACAGGACAGAACUUCACCUUUAGGAG
Messenger RNA from Salvia splendens (bonfire salvia), 2299 nucleotides. RefSeq names its product toMV resistance protein Tm-1(GCR237)-like. The record is from RefSeq and is a predicted model, not a curated record. Lineage: Eukaryota; Viridiplantae; Streptophyta; Magnoliopsida; Lamiales; Lamiaceae. The transcript is spliced from 5 exons. Bases 1555 to 2202 code for a protein of 215 amino acids.